Molecule: messenger RNA, 558 nt
Organism: Quercus robur (English oak)
Lineage: Eukaryota; Viridiplantae; Streptophyta; Magnoliopsida; Fagales; Fagaceae
Product: auxin-responsive protein SAUR21-like
Exons: 1
Coding region: 116-418 (100 amino acids)
Biological process (GO): response to auxin
Source: RefSeq, a predicted model, not a curated record
CAUCCAUAUCCAAAACAAGCCCUCACAUCCUUUGAAAUCAAAUUCUUACUUUCUUCUCUCUUUCCUUUUGUGUACUCCAUCAAUUUUCUCAGCAAUAUUAUAUAUCCAGAUAUCCAUGGCCAUUCGUUUGCUCAGUAUUAUGCAUGCUAAGCACAUUUUGCGACGAUCAAACUCAUUUGGAAAGCAAGUAGCUUCAACAUCCAUAGAUGUUCCAAAAGGCUACAUUGCAAUAUAUGUUGGAGAGAGUGAAAGGAGGCGCUUUGUAAUUCCUAUAUCAUUUUUGAACCAGCCUUCAUUUCAAGAAUUGUUAAGUAAAGCUGAGGAAGAAUUUGGAUUUGAUCAUCCAAUGGGUGGUCUAACAAUUCCCUGCAGCGAAGACAUCUUCAUCAAUCUCACUUCUCGCUUAUAUGAAUUGUGAGACGGUUCGACUUAGCUAAAAUAGCAGAAACAAUUUUGUUAAUCAAUGUAAAUUUUUUCUUUCUUUGAGUCCGAAGAAGUGAUGGCAAUUAUCCAUCCACAAAAAAUAUUACUAAUAGAAUUAUUGUAAUUCCUCCAACA